AUGGUAGUUGUACGAGGCGCUGCGUCUAUAGACUCCACGAUUUUUGCAGAAACCACACUAAAGAAGACUCGACUGGAGACUGCGGGGACGCCCGAACCCCCCAGGAAAUCGCCAUCGGGUCCUCUCACCGGUCGCCAACCGGCACGAUGGAAGCCAUCCCUGGAUUUUUCGCUAGGUUCAAUUUGUGGUGGGCAGUGCUGCGGAAGGGGUCGAGAAACAAAUACACAGCUUGUCCUCAAGAAAACCGCAACGCUGCGUGUAUUAAGCGCCACCAGGCCUAUCACAGAUCUGUUAUUGGCAACGAAGAGGACGCUUCAAGAGCAUUUGACGGCGCUUUCUUAUCAAUCGCAGAACAAAACAGCACUUUUUUUUACGCAGUUGUACCGAAGUCACGCAACGCGAACCCAUGCGUCUCUUAGUGCCCUUUAUGACGACAUAAGAACUUUAUUAAAGCCAGGUACAGAAGACGGCAGUAGUGGAGAUGAUUUAAGCUCAAUACCUCCUAAAGAUAUGUCAGUGAGCUCAAAGAAAUUCUUUCAAGAAGUGUUCCCUGUUGCUUACCAAAACGUGCUCAGAUUAGAUACAAAACAAUUCACCCCAGAAUACGAAGCUUGCCUAAAAGACGCGUACGACGCUGUUCAACCUUUUGGAGAAGUACCACAGCAGCUAGGGGCAUCAUUGUCACGGUCAUUGGAAGCGGCACGUGCGCUGCUUCAAGUACUGGCGGUGGGGGCGGGCGCGCUUGCAGCGAGCGAGCAAGUGCUCUCUAAAUCUAUCGAAGAGUGCUCUGCUAAACUGCUACGGUUGGGCGGCUGUUCUCGUUGCAAGGGUCACGAUGUCAGCCCGUGCAGGAACUACUGCCUGAACAUCGCUAGAGGGUGCAUAGGUUCAUUAGUGGUUGAACUGGACGCACCUUGGGCCGGUUACGUUGAGGGUGUGGAGCGGCUGGCGAGGGCUGACGCUGAUGCUGCACUGAGAGCCCUUGACGCAAGAGUUUCAGAAGCCAUCAUGCACGCGUUAGAAAACCACGUGAUAUUGGAGAAAAAGGUUCGACAAGAAUGUGGUCCACCUUCCACAUUAGAUAUUCCCAACUUGACUUCCCCACGACCGACUCCCGGUGCGACGAGGAGAGAUGCUCUCCGUGCUCCUCCACCAGAUACGGAACUGCUCCAGUUCGCGGCAACCCUUGCCGACAGCAAGAAAUUAUUCAGUGGUAUAUCUGAUCGACUGUGCGAUGAACCUGACUUUGCGAAUGAAGGAAAUGAUCGUUGCUGGAAUGGAGAAACAAUUGGAGAGUACACGAAAGCCCUCGUCGCCUCGGCGUCGCUAAGUGACCAAAAAUAUAAUCCAGAGAUAACGGCGACCUCUAUUCAAGACUCAAGAGUGGCGGCUCUAGGCGACAGGUUGCGACAAGCUAGACAGUUGCUAGUAUCCCAUUCUUGGGGAUCGACUCCAGCAGCCGAGGCUUUCAUGCAAGGAGAUGAAGCAGGUGAUGAAGGAUCAGGAUCAGGCAGAAGUUACACUGAUGAUGACGCAGCUUAUGACGCAGAAGGCUCUGGCGAGGAAGGCUCUGGAGUAGAAGGCUUAGGAAGCAGAGCGUAUGAAGAGACGACAUAUUCAUCACCACCAAAAACGAGUUCCGCUACAGCAUUCAGGCCAUUCAUAACCCUCAUCGGUCUUGCGAUGAUCAGCGCUAACCUCCAUUUCACCUAA
This is a messenger RNA of Melitaea cinxia (Glanville fritillary), 1713 nucleotides long. RefSeq names its product division abnormally delayed protein (gene dally). Gene Ontology annotation, biological process: cell migration; regulation of protein localization to membrane; positive regulation of canonical Wnt signaling pathway. The transcript has 9 exons. Bases 1 to 1713 code for a protein of 570 amino acids. Gene Ontology annotation, cellular component: cell surface; extracellular region; plasma membrane. The record is from RefSeq and is a predicted model, not a curated record. NCBI's taxonomy places the organism in Eukaryota, Metazoa, Arthropoda, Insecta, Lepidoptera, Nymphalidae.